AUGGGUAGCCAGCUUCUAAGCAUUCAUUGCAUGAUCGAUAAUUCUUCUAUACCAAUUGCUUAUGCAUUGAUGGAAUCAAAAUCUAGGAAUUCCUACCAAUGUGUUCUAGACUUUAUGAAGGCAAAUGUACUUCCUAACCUUAACCCAGACAUUAUAAUCACAGAUUUUGAACCAGCCCUAAGAGAUUCACUUUUAUCUUCUUUAGGUGUAAGAGGAACAAGAGUUAUGGGAUGUUGGUUUCAUCACAAUCAGGCUGUAUGGAAGAAAAUGAGAUCAUACAAUUAUUUGGCAACUGUUAAUACAAAUCAGUAUGCAUUAAAAUCUUUAAGGAUGCUCAUGUGUUUGGCUCUAUUGCCGGGAGCAGAAAUAGAGCAAGGGUUUAUGCUCAUUAAAGCAUAUGCUACCAAUCAUAAUGUUCCAAUGCCAAACCUUUUCAACUAUUACCAAAGUUAUUGGAUAAGGUGUGUAGGUGUGAACGUUUUAUCAGUUAAUGGCGUCCCAAGAAGGACAAAUAAUAACAUUGAAAGCUUCCACAAUACUUUAAGAUACCAAUUUUCCGUCACUCAUCCAAAUUUAUGGGUUUUCCUAGGUCAAAUAUGUGCACUGAGUGUAAAGUACCAUACAAUGGUUACUCAGCUGGAAAAUGGCCUACAACCUACGAGAAACUUAAAAACAAAAUUCCUAUUAAAUUCCAAGCGCAUCAAACGGGCAACUGAACACCAUGAAGCUGGUAUACUGAGUGUUUGGCAAUUUUUG
Aphis gossypii (cotton aphid) is the source of this 756-nucleotide messenger RNA. RefSeq lists its product as uncharacterized. The transcript has 5 exons. Lineage: Eukaryota; Metazoa; Arthropoda; Insecta; Hemiptera; Aphididae. The record is from RefSeq and is a predicted model, not a curated record. The annotation marks the transcript as partial.